AUGGCGCCGACCGGCCAGCCACCACCCGCCGCCGCAGCGGCCGGCUCCGUCCUCGCCAGCGAGGCUCAGCUGGCGGCGGAGCGACGGCGCGUGCUCGAUGGCCUGGCGAGCGGCUACCGCAUGCGCGGCCUGAGCGGCAAGCCCAAGGCAGAGGUCGCAACCCGGCUGGCUCGUCUCGGGCGCAUCACCGUCGCCGAGGUCAAGCGGGUCGCCGCGUCGUGCGGCCAGGAGCGCGGCGGCUCCAAGCAGGCGCGGCGGCGGGAGGCGUGGCACGGGCCGCCGCCGGCGGUCAUGCGCGCUCAGCUCAACGAGUUCCUGCGCCGUGGUGGCGACGCCGCGCUCUCGUGCUCGCAGUGCGGCUCGCGGCUGCUGCUGAUCGAGGAGCUGCGGCCGCGGAACGGGCCGACGGUCGUGUUUGUGACAUGCGGCCGCGCGCCUUCGCAGGUCGCCGAGCGGUGCAGCCGCUUCGAAGGCAUGCCCCUCCUCGCCGCGUGGGACGCGAUGCGCGACGCGACGAUCCCGCGCCUCUCGCUCGAGGCGACGGCCCUGCGCUGCUGCGGCGACCCAGCGGACGUGCUCGAGCUGCGCGCAGAGCUGCGCCACUCGGCGGCGGAGGAGGCGGAGAAGAAGUGCCUCGCGGCGCGCUUCCCUCUCUGCGAGUACCCUCGGAGCUGCGAGGGCGUGGCUCGGCUCGAGCGGCUCGGGCUGUGGUUCCGGCUGCGCGGCUACCAGAGGGCGGGCGUGCGGCGCGUGCUGCGGCAGGGCAGCUGCAUCCUCGGCGACGAGAUGGGGCUCGGCAAGAGCGUGCAGGCGCUCGCCUGCGUCGCAGCGCGCGAGGCGUGGCCGUGCCUCAUCAUCGCUCCAGCAGUGACACGGCGGGGCUGGGCCGAGGAGGCCGAGGUGUGGCUCGGCAGCGCGCUCGGGCCAGAGGACCUGCAUGUGAUGUACGACGCCUCGGACGCGCUGGGCGAAGUGCGGCCUCUGCCGAAGCUGCUCAUCACGAGCUUCAAGAUGGCGUCGCGCAACCACCAGUUCGGCGCGCUGAGCCGGCGGCAGUGGGCGUCCGUUGUCGUCGACGAGGCGCACACCAAGCUGCGCGCGGCGGAGACGGACUCGGACGAGACGGCCUGCUUGCUCGAGCUCCUCUCCAACAUCCCCUUCCGGCUGCUGCUCACGGGCACGCCCUGCACCUCGCGGCUCGCCGACAUGUACCACCUUCUGAGCCUCGUGCGGCCGGGGCUGCUCGGCGCCUCGAAGGGCGACUUUCGCCACUCCUUCUUCUCCUCCGCCUCGGGUGGCCACGUCUGCCGCUACCCCUCCCAACUGGAGCGGGUGCUGCACGCCUUUGCGAUGCUGCGCAGGACAAAGGCGCAGGUGGCGGCGGAGCUGCCGCCCAGGAACGAGCUGGUCGUGCGGGUCGGAGUCCGAAGGAGGCACGCCGACGCGCUGCAUCGGCAGCUCGCCGAGCGCCAGGAGCCGCCCGACGCCGCUCAGGCGCCGGCGCCUUCUCGUCCGGCGUCCUCGCCGCCGCCACUUAUGGCGGGCGUCCGAACCUCGGCGCACCGCGCGGGCUUGCUCAAGGCGAUCGCUCUGCACGAGUCUGGUUCCUGGCUCCGGGCGUGCGUCCGGCUCGACGGCACCUCCGACGGCCCCGCCAAGAACGCGCUCAUCGACCGGUUCCGCUCGGAGCGGCGCGUACUGGUGGCGCUGGUCUCGACGACGGCGUGUGGCGCGGGGGUGAACGGGUUCCAGACCGUGGCCGACCAGGCCUUCUUCUGCGAGCUGCCGCAGGACCAGGGGUGGAAGGGGCAGGCGGAGGCGCGGCUGCACCGCUCGGGCCAGAGCGAGCCCGUCACCGUCGUCUACCUCCUCGCGGAGUGGGAGCGGGAGGCCGCCGCGCAGCCGAGCGCCGCGCUGCUUCGCGAGUGCGAGAGGUUCGACGAGCGCCAGUGGGCGACGCUGCGCAAGACUGAGGAGACGAUCGCGAGCGUCGUGAGCGGCCAGGUGCAGCGGCAGGCGCACCCCGCGGGGGCGGGAGGCGGCGACAGCGCGGCGGACGCGGGCGACGCAGACGAUGCCGCCUCCGCCACGGCCUUCUUCGCCGUGAGCCGCCACACGCGGCGCGUGCACGCCUACUCCAGCCGGACCUCUGCGCGGCCGACUGGUGAGAGCUUCAGUGCGGCGUGGCCUCGCUUGCACGGCGUGCCGUCCGCUCGGUCGGGACUCCGGCGCUUGGCCAAGGAGGCGGAGGCCGCCGCCGUGUCGCUCGACGGGCGGCGGGAGGCGUCGACGUUGCGCUGCGCGCCCAGCCGCGCGCCCAGCGCCCUCGAGCAGGCAAGGGCUCCACGUGGAGCGCUGUGGAUACGCGCGGCUGUCGAGGAGGGGCUGAUCUCCGGCCGCUCCGCCCAGCUCGAGCACCACUGGCAGCCGGCGCUCUUCCCGGACGGCGGCGAGGGAGCGCAGCUGCUUUGCCACUCCUGCCGCGUGUGGGGGGUGCGGUACGAGCGGGUGGCCGACCUGACGUGCGGCGAGGGCGAGUGCUUCCAGGCGUGGGUGCUGCGGCGGAACCCUUCCGCAGUGCGCCACAAGCUGCGCAAGGCGUACGUGGCCGCUGUCGGCUCGCUCUUUUGCCAGGGCUGCGGCGUCGACCUGCUGCGGCUAGCGUCCGCGCUCAAGGCCCUCCCCGUCGACGAGCGGCAGCAGCUGCUGCGCCAGCGCGUGCCGCACCUCGAGCAGUGGGCCGGAAAGUGGACCCGCGCCAUCUGCGAGCCAACCGAGGGGCAUCUCUGGGAGGCGGACCACAUCAGGGAGGUGCGGCACGGCGGCGGCGAGGCGGGACUCGCCAACUUCCAGCCGCUCUGCGUCGCCUGCCACCAGCUCAAGACGAACCGCAACUCAGCGGCGGAGGCGAGGCGCCGCCGCCAAGCCGCCUUCCAAGAGCGCGAGACGCCGCCGUCCAGCCCGCCCCUCACGCCCACGCAGCUCGACGGCGCGGAGUGCGACGCUGCCGCAUCGGACUCGGACUCGGACGCGUCUCUGCUUGACUUGGCGCUGCGGGCUCAGGCCGCCGGGGCAGCGGGCGCCGCGAGCGAGUCUGAUCGGGGGCAGCAGAGGCAGUCAGAGGCGCGCGCUGCGGCGGCCGGCGUCGGGCGGCAGCGGCGAGCGGUGCGCUGCAGGGCGUGUGGCUUGCCAAAGAAGGGCCACGUCUGCACCGCUCGAGUCGCAGCGGCGGCGGCACCGGAGUUUGUCGAGGCGGUGUAA
Messenger RNA from Emiliania huxleyi CCMP1516, 3261 nucleotides. RefSeq lists its product as hypothetical. Lineage: Eukaryota; Haptophyta; Isochrysidales; Noelaerhabdaceae. Gene Ontology annotation, biological process: DNA repair; replication fork processing. Bases 1 to 3261 code for a protein of 1086 amino acids. The record is from RefSeq and is a predicted model, not a curated record. The transcript is spliced from 8 exons. Gene Ontology annotation, cellular component: nuclear replication fork. Gene Ontology annotation, molecular function: endonuclease activity; ATP-dependent chromatin remodeler activity; zinc ion binding.